This is a messenger RNA of Malassezia pachydermatis, 1728 nucleotides long. Its product is annotated as vacuolar transport protein esp1. The record is from RefSeq and is a predicted model, not a curated record. Lineage: Eukaryota; Fungi; Basidiomycota; Malasseziomycetes; Malasseziales; Malasseziaceae. The transcript has a single exon. Bases 1 to 1728 code for a protein of 575 amino acids. Gene Ontology annotation, cellular component: membrane. Gene Ontology annotation, biological process: intracellular manganese ion homeostasis; iron ion transport. Gene Ontology annotation, molecular function: manganese ion transmembrane transporter activity; cadmium ion transmembrane transporter activity.
AUGUACAAUACAUUGCUCCGACAUCUCUCUUUCUUGGGACCGGGGCUGAUCGCCGCCGUGGCCUACUGUGACCCUGGUAACUGGGCCACUGAUAUGGAGGCAGGCUCUCGAUUUGGCUAUAAACUCCUUUUUACUGUUCUUCUUUCAGGUCUGUUUGCUGUCCUACUCCAAGUCUUGAGCUGUCGUCUUGGUGCAGUGACGCAUCAAGAUCUCUCUGUGCAGACCCGGCGUCUCGUAUUGGGUCUCCGGGACGAUAUAUCGAGUGAAGUGGCCCUGAAUACACGAAAAAUGCGGCUACGCUACUGGCUGCUUUUAAUUCCCCUAUAUUUUGUGAAUGAAGUGGCCAUCAUCGCUACCGAGCUGGCUGAACUGAUCGGCAGUGCUAUCGCAUUGAAUUUGCUCUUUCCUUCCCUCCCUCUUUGGGCCGGUGUCCUCAUCACUACCGCGGAUGUAUUCCUUAUCCUUAUUUUGUACCGACCUUCGACAGGUGUGCGUCUCUUUGAGCUGCUAAUCGGCGUGCUGGUCAUCAUUGUACUAGUCUGCUUCUGCAUCUUGCUGGGCCACGUCGAGCCUGACUGGGGCGAUGUAUUUUAUGGCUAUGUCCCUUCCAAGACGGUAUUUACAUCGAAAGGUCUGUAUGUUUCCAUUUCGAUUUUGGGUGCCACCAUUAUGCCUCACUCGUUAGUGCUGGGCUCGCACUUUGCUACGAUUGACCGCCUUGCUGGCGACUUUAAUGAAAUGGAAGAGACGAACCCCACAAACGAAGAAGAUGAUCUGUCUUUGUCGACGAAGAAAAAGAGCAUUUGGCAGCGUCUUGUGGCCUCGAACAUCAAGGUCCCAGAAAUGGUACAGAGUGACGCGCCUGCGCCUAAAGAACCUGUCUCGUUGCGGUACAUGAACUUGACUUUGCAGCAUGCCUCGUGGGACAUUGCGGUGUGCCUCGUCGUGUUUGCCAUUACUAUCAACAGUGCGAUUCUCAUUGUAGCCUCUGCGGCCUUUUAUUAUGGCCAUAACAAUACAGGCGACAAGGAAAUUGUCGGUGAUCUAUUCCAGGCAUUCCAUCUGCUGCGAGAAACGACCGGCAAAGCGCCAGCGAUCUUGUUUGCCAUUGCCUUGCUCGCAGCAGGUCAAUCAUCCAGUAUUACGGUGACCUUGGCAGGUCAGAUCAUUUCGGAAGGAUUUAUUCACUGGCGGCUUACGCCAUUCAUGCGACGUCUGUUGACGCGCGCCAUUGCUGUGAUCCCGUCCAUGAUCGUUGCCGUCGUUGCAGGUCGUGAUGGAUUGGACCAAAUGUUAGUGGCAUCACAGGUGGCUCUUUCUAUGGCACUCCCCUUUGUCAGUUUCCCUCUGUUGGUGAUUACGUGCUCGCCUAAGCGUAUGCUUCGUGAGAUUCUUCCUGAGCCUGCGCCUGCGCCGACGUCGUCUGCGUCCUCGACCUACGGCAGUGUCCCGGCAUCCGAGGCCAUCUCUCGGGACGAUGACCUUGGUGCGGCCUCGAACGUCUCUACAUCCUCGCGAUGGUGGGCUCGUGUACGGCAUGCCACUGCCCCGCUUUGGCGUCUUGCGUGGCCGGAGCGGCGUCGCCUGGACCCUGCGACUGGCAAAAAAAUGUACACCUUUCACAAUGCCAUGCCUAUCGCACUGCUGUCAUGGGCUAUCUUUCUCUUGAUUUGUAUUGCAGAUGUCUUCGUGCUGGUCACAACACUGCGUGAUCCCUCCAAUGCCUAG